Molecule: messenger RNA, 18665 nt
Organism: Podarcis lilfordi (Lilford's wall lizard)
Lineage: Eukaryota; Metazoa; Chordata; Lepidosauria; Squamata; Lacertidae
Source: the annotation of a GenBank genome assembly
AUUCCUGAGCUUAGAGAAGGCUGCGUCGUGCGCUGACGCAGCUGCCUACCCGCCGCCGCCCUCCUGCGCCCUACAAGCUGCUCAGCUGGACGCAAGAGUCGAUCGGAGGCUUUAGGACCCGUCCGGCCCGCGGCUGCUUCCGCCGGUGCUGGACGAGCGCGGGAGGGCAGGGCGCUGGAGCCGGGGGCGGCCACCGCGGGCUUGACGCUCGGCCACCCCCACUGAGAAGGACGGAGCGCGCCUUCCGGGAACCAUGCGCGGACGCCGGCGGGGCGCAGCUCAGCGCGCAGGUGAGCUCAGCCCAGCGGGACCCCCUCCCUAAGCAAACCCGCCCCUCGUGGGGGUGGGCGGUGAGAGCCCCUUCCCCACGCUCGACGGGGGCUCUCCCCCCCACAUCUCCGCGGUGGGGAUUUCUGUGAUGGGGCCGCUUCAGUGUUGUCCGGGGUUCCGACGUGCGCUUUCUGACGGUGGGGAGACUCAGAAAUUCCGUUGGGGUGGGGGGUGUUCAGCGCCUGGUGCGCUGCCAUCCUCUGCGUGUCUCCCUAGUAGAAACCAUGGGCAGAGAGUGUGUGCGUGUUUAAGUGAGGUUGCAGCCUCACCCGCCGUCGGGUUGAUCGUAUAUUAAAAGUCUGCGCUUUAUUCUUUUGAGGAGAGGGAACCAUUGAGGACGGAGCGGGCUGGGCACUGCGGGGCGAGGCAGGUGGCGUGAAACCACUUGCUGGCCGCCGGGGUCCGGCUUCUCUGCUUCUGGGGGAACGCAGGAUCCCCGAUGCCGAUCCAUAGCUGUAAAACGUUUCCCUUUUUUAAAGGGAAAUUCCAGUAUUCCGAAUAGGAUUCCUCGCAAGAAAAGGGAAAAGUUGACAGCUAUGGCCGAUCCCUCGGUUUGCGGGGGAGUAGUGACGCUGUGCUUCGACUCCUCGUUUUCUUUCCUCUUGAAAAAGCCCCAAACUCGCGUUUUCUUCGGCGAGGGCUGAACGAGGACAAGCCCCACACCUAGCAAACGGGACGUGGGGCCUGCGUGCAAGUGUGUCUGUUGGAGACUCAGUGAGACAUCCUCCCUGUUUAAGGAACGCGGUUAGGAUGGCAGCUUUCCUGCCUUCCGAAAAUGCGCGCGCAUGCAAAGUUGCGGUGCUGCUUUUUUUCUUCUUCUCGUUUUCCUCCCCUUCCUCCUUUCUUUCCACCCUUCCUGCAGCGUCUUCGUUUCCGGGAGGGAGCCCUGCCUCUCCCUCGCUUCCUCUUCUCUCUCCAUACUUCUUGGCUUUUGCAGGACUUUGCCCAGGCGGGAGCUUUUCUCCCAACUGUUGCGUCCCGGAUCUUGGAGGCUGCCCUUACACGCCCGAUCUUCGGAGGGAAAGCAGUUUUGCAGACGCGCACACACAUAUCUUUUGCAUUUGAUUCUGAAUGACUGGAAACCUCUAGAUGCUGAUGAUUUCUUUAUUUUGGGGCAUGUACAGGGUGCCCAGAAUCACAGCAGAGUUUGAGCAGCUUUGAGCUUGACUCUUUAGGCCACUGAUUUUUAAGUACAGUAGCGGUUACUUUUGACCUGAUGUUUUGGACCACAACUCCCAUCAUCCUCAGCUGGCAGAGCUGAUGGGUGUUAUCCACAAAAGCAUCUGGUUUUGGAGAGCCUUACAUAGUGUGAAAUGUUUUUUAACUGGGCUUGUUGUAUUGUUAGAUGGAUUUUUAUAUUUGAUGUACCUUGGGAUUGCUUGCUUUGCAAAAAGUGGGUGAAAAUGUGUAGGUAAUAGUUUUAUUACCAGAUGCAAAGGGGGACAUUCGUUUGCCUUCAGACCUGUAAACUUUGGCUGCAAGAGACGCUGCAUUAGCUAAAACUUGGUUGUCAUAAUUUCCCAUGAUCCCUUCUUGUCCUCACAACUUCCCUGGGAGGUGGGCUAGGUCGAGAGAUGGAGGCUGAACCAAAGUCACCCCUGAGCUUUGAAGCUGAGCGGAGAUUGCAGCUCAGGGCUCUACACUUCCAGCCUCCUGGGACCUUCUCAACAUGGUUGGACUCGUGACUUCCACCAUCCCUGAUCAAGUGGGCAUCCCAGUUAGGGGCUGAUGAGAGUUGUGUUAUGACAAUAUAUGGGCCACAGGCUUUCUCCUCCAUUCUGAUUGGCAUUCACUUUCCCACACAGCUCUUAAGCCUUCCAGAAGAGUGGCUGUCGUAACAAAGACAGAGCCUUGCGGCACUUUUGAUGGCGUAGCAGAUUGGGGUGUGUGUGUGUGUCAUCAGCUUCUGUGGACUAACAUCCAAGUGAUCAAGUGCAUGGCUAGCCUCGGUUCUCUCUCAUAGGCAGCUGUGCUCAGGCUGAGGGGCCAAAUGGCUUUGGAAAUGCAAGAUGCACAAUUUCUUUGGCAGGGAGGGGGGUGGAAUUCAAAACAUAUGGAGGGCAGCUCCGGUCAGUAAGCCACACUGACUCUUCACCACAUCUGCAGUCUGUGGCAAAUGUUGACCGAGUUUGAAUGUAUGCACUGAUCACUCGCAAUAGGGGCAUGUUAUAGCAUCACCAAAGGCCCAGGCUUUGGUUUGCUGAUUUAAUGCCCUGCGGUGGGAGAGAGAACCUAGCUUCCUAUUGCGUCCUAGAUGAAUACAAUCAAACCGGCAGAAAAGUUAUAAUUGAGCAAUUAUGGGAGUGGGUGUACUUACUGCAACAGUUAAGGACAGUGGUAAAGACCUUGUAAGCACUGGGUUAGGUCUUCUCUCAACAUCCUCCAGAGGUUAGUCUAAAGCAGAGGAGGGAGACCUCAGGUCCGGGGACUGAAUGCAGUCAUCCAAGUCUUUCUAUCUGCUCCUCGGAUUCUGCAGACCACUCCCCACAUACACACCUGAGUAGCUCGCACCCACCUUGCGUAUUUCUGCCUGGGCGAAAUGUAUCCUCAAACUUUCAUAAUGCCCUCUUGCUUCUUUAUUGAUUUUAAAUAUUUCUAUAUGACAAGUAACUAAAGUUCCAUAGCAGUUAAUAGCAAUUAAAGCAAAAUUAUAAUUAUAAGAUUAUAAAAAGUAUAUAAUAAAACUGAAGAGCAGUACAGUGGUACCUCGGGUUAAGUACUUAAUUCGUUCCAGAGGUCUGUUCUUAACCUGAAACUGUUCUUAACCUGAAGCACCACUUUAGCUAAUGGGGCCUCCUGCUGCCGCUGUGCCGCUGGAGCACGAUUUCUUUUCUCAUCCUGAAGCAAAGUUCUUAACCCGAGGUACUAUUUCUGGGUUAGCGGAGUCUGUAACCUGAAGCGUCUGUAACCUGAAGCAUAUGUAACCCAAGGUACCACUGUACAGUGAUCCAAAUAGAACAAGCAUAACAGUGUGGUUAAUUUCCAAAGGCCAAUUGAAACAAAGGUAGUGAGAAGUCCGGAGAAUUUUCCUAAGAAGGGAAUUGCAUUAAUAUUCUGCUCCUGAGGGAGGAUAAUAGUUUUAUUCUGUUCUAUUUUCAUAAUUCUGUUUUAUUAUUUUUAUGUUGUAUUUUCCUGUACCACUUAAGAGUUUUUAAAAUAUUAAGUGGCUCAGAAAUGUUUUAAAGCAGCUGUUGCCAAACAUUUUCGAGGCACUGCCCCCUCGGUUCCAUAAACUCAUUCCCAGUGCCCCCUACCCUAUUGAAAGUAUUGUUAAGAAAAGCCGUUUACAUGACCCACUAAGGAGGAUAAUAACACAAUAAAAUUCAGAAAUCCAAUUAAAACUAUCUUAUUUAAUUAAUUCAACAACACCGAUGAACUUGCUCCAAUGAUACCAACUUUUCAAAGUCUUAUAGUCAAUUAGCAAGAGUCUUACUAUGUUUAGUAACUACAGUGGUACCUCCAAUUGCGAACAGGAUCCGUUCUGGACGUCCGGCCGUAUCCCGAAGUUUUCGCAACUGGAGAGCCCGCUUCUACGCAUGCAUGAGCGGCGAAACACUUCCAGGUUUGUCGCUUUCGCAACCCCAAGUUAACAUUACCCGAGGGUAACGUAACCCGAGGUUCCACUGUACUUCACUGUUUUGUAAAUUCUUAAUACGAUGCGUGGGCUUAAUAAAGUGUUACCAGUUUCUCUGCUUCAGAGUCACGUAGCAGGAAUCUUAAACCACCAUGUUUCGUAAUCUGGAGUUGAUUUAUUUGCUUGGAGAGAAGUUGGACAACCACACUAAAACCACGUUCCACCAAAUUGGAUGCUGAAAAUGCAACAACAGGCUUCUGAACCACUUUUCAUAGUGCAGGAUAGCAGAUCAGAAAUUUCCUCCUGUUCCCAGAACUAUUGGUAUGAUUUUUUACAACUUUGGCUUCAGCUCAGUGUCGUUUUGUAGCUCAGUUUUUUGUCCACUGCCCCAGCUCCACUACAUCCCAAUGUGAUGCUGUGGCUUUUAAUUCUCCUAAAAAAGCUAAAGUAGUAUUGGAAGCAUAAACAGGAAUGUGGUUCAAGGUCUGUUCCUGAGUUAAGGUUCACUUAAGAAUUUAUAUUAGAUUUAUGUAAUGGUCGGGCACAAAGGAAAUUUUUGAGGUUCCUAUGACAAUUAUGGGGUGGGUGGGUGUGUUUAACCUAUACAUAAAUCAUUACAUUACUUGCCACAACAAUAUAAAGAUCAUACACCCAAUGGGUGGGGUAUAAAUAAUAAAAUUAUCAUCAUCUUCAUUAAAGUUCAAAAACCUCUGGUUUUCACUGCUGGUCUCCCCCCAUCCCACCCCCGUGCUGGAUCACACACCCAAAGAAAAACCACUUUGUCAACAUGGCUUUUAGCAUAUUAUUACAUAUUAACUCUCACCAGCAGCCUGUUUUUGGAGCGGGACUGAAUGAUUGAAUCAUAGAACUGUAGAGUUGGAAGGGGUCCUAAGGGCCAUCUAGUCCAACCCCCCUGCAAUCCAAGAAUCUAGAGGGCCACAUUUGCCUUAAAGGUCUGAAAUGCCUCACAUCUGACUUAGUGUUAUAUGCCCCUACACAGUUACUGAGUCAAUUUCACCUUUUCUUUUAGCUAUGAUUUUUGUGCUAGUCAGGCCUGUGUAUGUUAAUAAUCCCUUACAUACACUGGUUGGAAUUGGACCUGCAUCUCCUUGCUAGUAAGGUGGCAAUAAUGAGUGCGACCUACAGACAGGUGAUCGUGUAGCAGCGUCCUGGCGAGCCAGUGGGGAAGCAACAGUUGUCAAAAUUUGUAGGGAAGCCGCUAUCUCUCUGUUGCUAGGACCAGGCGUGUUCUGCAUCAAGUUAAACCAGUUUUUUUUAACCUUAAAUAGCUUCUGUGUUUCCACAAAUAUUUGCGUGUACUGUACUGCAAAAGAAAAAGUGCAUUUCUAAAAGGGACACACUUAACGUUUCCAAAAUAGUUGAUUGAUGUUUGAUUUUGUUUUUUAAUGGUUUUUAUUGCAUAGUUUUAUGUAUACUUUGAUACAUUUCUGUCAAUAGCAACAUAUAAACUAUAAAAAUAUUUUUUUAUAAAUAGAUACAAUAAUAAUGAAGGGCUGUGAAACAGAUAAAGCUGUGUAUAAUCACUUUUUAAAUAUGCAGAUUAUCAUGUAUGGCUCUUUGGGUGUGCUCAAACUAGUAUUAUUUAAUUCAUGGUUUGAAUUUGAUUGAUCCAAUGCUAAUCCUAUUCAUAGCAGACCCAUGGAAAUCAAUGGCCGUGACCAGAAUGGGUCUAUUAAUUUCAGUUAGAAAUUAACUUAGUUGGAAAAUGCAACAAUUUGAUUGUGCAAUUGCUUGUUUUGUUUUAUUUGUUCUUUGUUAUUGCUCCGGAUAGGGCUCACAACACAACAUAUGUACAGUAUAAAUGGUAAUCAGAUAUAUAACGUAAUAUGGAAUAAAAACAUACAUACACUAUGAAAUCAGCAGUAAAUAGUACAUUCUGUACCUUUGAAACACAAUCACACACCUCUCAAAGAAUUCUGGGCACUGUAGUUUGUCGGGGGGUUGCUGCAAAUUGUAACCCUUUGAUUAUUCUAUGUGAACUCCAAACAACAUUUAAACCACACUGUAAGACUGCAGUCCUAAACUCAUUUACAGUGGAGUAUGUCCCACUGAAAUGCUUGGUGCUUCUACAAAAACUUCUGCAGGACUGUGUUGUGUCCUUUCAGUGCUGGAUUUACAUAUAAGCUAAACAAGCUAUAGCUUAGGGCCCCACUCUCUUGGGGGCCCCUAAAAAUUUUACAGAAAAAAAACCUGGAUGUACAUUUCCAAAGUAUAAGAUAAAAAACAAAUAAAAUAAAACCUACAUACAGCAACAGUGUUUUGUUUUGUGUUGUGUAGGCUCCUAUGAUGUAAUGGGCCCCCAAUCAUUUUAAGUUAGAGCUUAAUAAUUAUUUCACUAUUAAUAUACUUCUGCUUAAUUGUAUUUCACUAUUAAUAUACUUCUUCUUAAUUGUAUUUCAGUUCAACAAUUACUUUGAUAAAAUACAUAUUUUGUUAUGUGCAAAUGGCUCUAGAUACCUAUUAGGUCCAUAAAUUAUCAUAUAGCAUAUAUUCAACACAAAAAACAGGGACAAUUUGUUGUUGACAAAGGACAGCUGGACAUACAAAGGGCCCCAUUACCUUCAGUAGCUUAGGGCCUCAUCAAACCUUAAUCCAGCCCUGUGUCCUUUAUUGAACAACAACUCCUAAUAUUUAAGUUCAAGAGUUUUUGACUACAGAACCAUUUUGACAUGCUUAACCUCAAGCGCCCUAAAUUGGAUUGCAGAAGCCACAUCACUACCAAGCACUGCCUGUGUUUCUAAGCAUAAUUUCAUAGUUUUACCUCUGUGAGGACUAGAAACAUGCAUGCAUUUUUCUCUGAGAAUGCUUGUGUUUUCCACUUGUCACACUUGCUUUCUAUAGCUCCAAUCUUUUCUACACUCACCUCAUGGUCGUUUCUCAUGCCCUUUCUGAGAGAUUCCUUUCAUUAACCUCACUGCUUUUCAAAAGUUGGUUUUUCAAAGCAUGGGUGAAAAGGAAGGUUGUGAAUGAAAACAGCUAAAACGCCAGAGGCAAGCUUUUGUGACCUACAGAGUUCUUCAAGCUUAGAUGUUCAGAGCAAAAACUUUCCCCACACUCUCCUGCAAUUGCUAGCUAGAGCGUCUACCAAGCCUGGGCUGCUGAACAAGGAAGCAGGAAGUUAUUUUAUUUCUUUAUCAUUUUAUUAUGGAGGUACCUAGCUCACCUUCCAGAUAAGCCCACAGAGCAGUUAAGAUCAAAGAAAUAAAAAGCAUUAAAAUGCAUAUACUCUAAAAGCAGAAUGCUUUUUUAAAAAUGCAAUUUAAUAAUUAUUAAUGGCUCUCUUCCACCUUUCCCCCAUAUUUUAUCCUAGCAACAAGUUAGGUUAGGCAGAAGGACUGACUGCAUUAAUCACCUUGCAGACAUUGAGUGCUUGCUGGUGGACACCUGAGUUACAAAAAUCCUCCCAGAGUAGCCGAGGGCCGCAUAUUCUCAUGGAGAACCUCCUGGGGGCCGCAUUACAGCACUGGGCAGGGCGAAGGGGGAAAGCUGGGUGGAUCAGUGGUUCUGGAUUAGCAUUGCAUUCAGCUAAGUACUACUCAGAGGAGAUCCAUUGGAAUCAGUAGACCUAAGCUGGUUGUGCUCAUUAACUACAGUGGGUCCACUCUGAGUAAUGCCAGCAUUGGCUACAACCCCAAAGGAGACUGGAUUCCAACGGCACAAAAUUUUGAGAGUAUCUAUGCCUGCAUAAUAUGCCUUUCUUCGUUCUGCAUUCAGGCAUUAUCAGAAUUUGAUGACACGUUUCACCUGGCGUAAGCGCUUAAAGGGGGUGCAGCCUGAGAAGAGUCCUGAGGGCCGGAUAGGGAGACUUGAAGGGGCCUGAGGUUCCCCACUGUUGUGCUUGGACAAUGUACCAAGUAGGGUCUGUGUGUGCCCCCUCCUUGUUAAUACCUGCUUGUUUGUGGUGUUAUUUCAAGCAUCCAGACAAACUGGAACAGGCCCUCCAGUUCUUGUUUGCUGUGACUAAGUUUCAUUUGUACCGCACCCUUCCUCUAAAAGGACACCAGGGUGGCCUUUGUGUUCUUCCCAGUUGCUCCACAUCCAUGUUUUUAAAAAAAUAUUUUCUUCAUGGGAUAUAUGCAUUGCCUAGGCCAGAGCCUCGGUGGUGGGCGGCUUAACGACAGCACACGGAAUUCCCAAAUAUGAAAUUUUAAACAUAUACUGGCGACUUGUCCUCUUACGCAGGGCUUACGUUUCAGACCCUGUGUGCAUAAGUGAAAUUGCCUAAAGUGGGGAGCGCCUUCUAAAUAUCCUUUAAAUGCCCUCUCUGCCGCUCUCCAAUCCAGAUCAAAAAUACUGUACUAAAAAUAUCCACAACCGUAAUGGAAGCUCUGGGGCUGGCUGGAGGCUGGAGACUGGACCAGAUGGGCCAUUGGCCUGAUCCAACAAGCUCUUCUUAUGUUCUUAUGGAGGUGAAGGAGGAGGAAAUGUCAUCUGGCCUAAAGUCACCUGGAGAUCUUCCUGAGUGAGGAUUCAAACCCAUCUCUCUUCAGUCAAGAGUGCGGCAUUCAUCCCAUUAUACUAUGCUUCCCAUCUAUAUCAACCUUAGGGAACUAUUUGUUCCCAAACCUUUCACUGGUGACAUUUGACGGGUCGGUGGGGCUGCCCACCUAUCCAUCACUUGAUGUUGUAUGACACGAGGCCAUCCUAUCCCAGCCAAAAGUGGCACACCUUGUAGUUGGCACCAAAUUUAAAUUGCGGCGAGUGACAGGUGUACUUUAUUUUAGCCGUGGUCUUUAACUAGGACCAGUGGGUUGCUGUAAGUUAGUUUGUCUGGGUCACACAGUUGGGUUUGGCCUCUUCUGGCCGUGCACCCUAGCACUUCCUCUUAUUGUUCUUCUCAGUUUGUCAUGCUGUAAUUUCCUGCACAGUCUUUGUUUUUCUUUGCUGUGUCCUUUCUUUCUGUACAUUUCACAUUUUCCCCGUCUCCCCGCCCCCCAGGUAUUGUAUUAGUUACAGCUUCUGUGUAAGAAAAAGGUUUGAAGUGUCAACCAGCCUAACUGUUUUUAUUAUUUUAAGUAUUUUAUAACAUACUGCUUAUUUACAGUAUUCAUGGCCCAUUGAAUAGUAGAACUUAAACAGGGCUGCCUGUGUCAGAAAGGAAAUUGCUGCCUUCUCAAACCCCAAGUUGAGAUCCCUCAAUUCUCUGGAAGUCCCCGGCAGCUUCUAUUGCAGGCUUCCUCAACCUCAGCUCUCCAGAUGUUUUGAGACUACAAUUCCCAUCAUCCCUGACCACUGGUCCUGCUAGUUAGGGAUUAUAGGAGUUGUAGGCCAAAAACAUCUGGAGGGGUGAGGUUGAGGAAGCCUGUUCUAUUGCCUCCCAUCCUUCAAAGACCCUAAGCAGCAGCACCAUAGAAAUGGAUCGGGGAGUGGUGGUGGUGAUUUUGAAAGCAAUUGAUGAUGGGGGGGGGGGAUUAGCACAACAUUACCUUGGAGGAAGAUCCUCCCCUUCUUCCAGACUGAUUUCCAAGAUUUCAUCUUCGUCGAAAUCAAAUGGUGUGCAUGCCUGGUGUCUUGUGAUUGAUUAUGCAUUGACUGGGGCCCCCAAAUAUUUUAUUCAAGUUGACACCCCUGCCAACUUCUCUCUGCCACAGUCUUUCCCUGCUUACUAAACCCUGUUACCUCUUCAGCUUUUGACGCCUCCCCCAAAAUCUUCUCCCUCUGACCACUUAGCGUCAUCCCAUCACCAAUCCCCGGGCUCUGAGCCUUCUUCCCUUGGGAAUUUCCCAGCUGAAUCUUCCCACCAUUCCUCUGUGUGCAGCCAAUCCAUGACAUCGAGGGAGCAUGGGCAUGGCCAGGAUUUAUGUUAACUGGGCAGGAUUUAUGUUGGGGGUGGGGCAGAGCCAAGCUAUUUGCGAGAAGAUUAGUCAGUUAGUUGAGUAUUGUUAUUUAUUUAUUUACUUGAUUUGGGGCGGCAGCUGCGCCCUGCCUCCCCGGCCAUGCCCACGCGAGGGGGCAAUGCUUUUGAAUGAAUUCUCCAGCAGCCCAAUCCUCCUGCUGGUUUCCUCGGGGCCACCAAACACCUGGAGGACCUAUGCAGAGUGAGGAACAGGUGGUAAUGAUGAUGAUCCCUUGCCCUGCUUCUCAUGCACGAUUACAGCUCAAGAGGAGGUUGGGCCAAAUUAAUACUGUUCGGCAAAAUGGCUUUUAUCAGGAGUAAUUAACCUCCGAACGACCACUUUAUCUGCUUAAAAGCAGCUAUGAGCACAUCUCUGCCAUUGCUCUGUAAACGAAACAGAGGAGCAAAAACAAUGUCCAUUAGCUUUGUUAGGUUAGCAGCUGAUGAGUUACCAAGAAGCACUUAACUUAAUGGAAAUUCUCCCGCCCACCUUACCUUGAUUUGGAGGGUUUUAGUAUUUGCUAGGGUGCUCCCGACACAGAAACCCUGUCAGCUCAUUUGUUUAAGAAAUUACUCUAUUGAAGUUAGGGAGCUUUUUAAUACAACGGUGGCUCCAGCGUGGUUUAGUGUUGCAAGGAUGAACCACUGUAAAUCUGACGUUGCACUCUCCUCCCUCCCCUCUUUUCCUUCACUUUCAUAGUAGAUUAACCACAGUGUAAUGUUACAUUCAAACCAUCAAUUGUGGUUGGUGUGAAACAAGCCAGCUUCUCAGACUCUGCUUUGAAGUUGAUUCGUUUUAACACACCAUUGUUGUUGCUGUUUUUAUCAGACUGCAAAGUAAAAAAAUUACAGAUCUGUUUGCCAGCACCAAUAAAAAAAAGAAAAAAAAUCAAUUCAAGAUGUGGAUCCUCGUGGAUCUUCAUGAUAUUUACAUGAGAUGAGAGAGCAAAACCACCAGCAAAUCAUCAAAUGCAUCUCUGAACCUAGCAGUGACCUUUGAUUGAUUGAUUGAUUGAUUGAUUGAUUAUACUGAUUGAUUGAUCCCUCCAAAAGGUACCAUGGUGCAGCCUACGACACUUACAACAAAGCACCGUAAUGAUAAUAAAACCAUUUUAAAUAACCAACAAUUCAAAUAAAACACAUUAAACAACAGUGAGUGCAAAAGCUAUUUUUAUGACUGCACUACAAAUAACACUUCAGGUUCCAAAUGCAUGGACAAACUCUACAAUUCUAUGAAGAAAAUGCCUGGAACCAGUUUCUCAAUAACUUUUGCAGUGGGAGCAGAUGAAAUAUCCUUUGGGGUAGAAUUCUAGGGUUUGGGGCUGCCACUGAGAAAGCCUGGUCUUGCAUCACUGCCUUCCCCUUUGAUGAUGGUUUUGAGAGGACCCUUGUAAAAUUAUGAGGAUCCAUAAAGAUCUAGGGAGGGGGUGACUCAGAUAUCCUCAAGAGCACCAGUGCCCAGACACCACAUUGGUAGCUUGGGUUCUAACCACUACCCCACGCUACCAUUCGGCAAUAAGCAGUGCAGCGGACAGGAACUGGAGAGGUGGGGAAGAGUGUCCAUUGGCAGAAGAGCUGUUCCAACGCUCCUCCCCUCUACCCCUCCCCAACCUAAACAGUGAGCAAGUUCUAGUUAAGCACAGCCAUCUGGAAUUGCACGUGGAUAAUGUUUCUUUCUUUCUUUUCCCUGAAUGCGUCUCGGCUUGUCUGCCCUUUCUCCGUUGCCAGUGCCAAGCCGUUCACUGUUUACGCACUGCAAACAUGUUGGCUGUCGGCAUUUUCGAAGAUUUGAGCACUUUCUGCCUCUUGCUCUGCCACUGGGACCACACAGUAGGCUUCAGUCUGAGUGUGAUGGGAAGCUUAAUUAGCAGUGGCAAACAAGGAAGGGGGGGCAGUCUCUAAGGAACCAAAGCGUGCCGCAAGCAAUGCCAGCCUCUGUGAUUCUCGUUUUGGGUUAUGCUGGAUUCGUCAUCGGUUGUGCAAACCGGCAGCGACUUUUUGGCUUCUGUUUCCAGACGCACCAUAGAACCAUUAGCAGUUGCAAAAGAGGUGGGGUUGGAGGUGGAGAGAACGCAGUGGCAUAGCUUCUUAACUGGGUGAGUUCUCUUGUCGGGGCCUCAUUUAAUGGGCAUAACUGGCCUGAAGGACAGGGUUCACUUUUGCUACCUCCCAACGCCUUCGCAUCUAUGGGGUAAAUCAUUGACAGGGGCAAAAGGACUACAAGCAAUGAUGUAGUCAUACUGAAGCUAGGCAGAGUUUAUUGUCUGAGAUUGCAAAGGUCCAGAGAUGAUGGAACAGGUGUUCAGUCUGCUCUGGAGAUGACCAUGUUCCCCCAUAGCUUUGUAGUCUUGGGAAUCAUAGAAUCACAGAAUUGUAGAGUUGGAAGGGACCUCAAGAGUCAUCUAGUCCAGCCCCCUGCAAUGCAGGAAUCUCAACUAGAUCAUAUGUGACAGGUGGCCAUCCAGCCUCUGCUUAAAAACCUCCAAGGAAGGAGAGUCCACAACCUCCUGAAGAAGGCUGCUCCAUUGUCAAACAGCUCUUAGUGUCAGAAAGUCCUUACUGUCAGAAAGUCCUUCCUGAUGUUUAGUCAUAAUAUCCUUGUCACUUGAAUUCAAGGUCAGGGUGGACCAGAAGUCUAAAUAAAUACAGCCAGAAGCUCUCUCUCGAUCUUCUUCCUUUUUUUGCUUGACAAUUGAGAGUGAGUGACUGAAUCCCAGGUAACCUUUGUGACGACCGAGUUUAACAAAGUGCUUUAAAUGUUGACACUCAGCCAGAUUGCUAAUGCUGGGCGUUGUUCUUAAGCGUAAUGAUUACUGGGCUAGUUCAGGUUCAAAGAUCUGGAUUGCUUAAACGGCUCCUUUUAACCUAGCUGGUUUAAGCCUGAACCUUCACUUCUAGUCUAGGGAAGGCAGAGUUGGAAAUGGGCAGAGCAAGGUGUAUUAUUGGAUCUUGCGUUCAAUCAGACAGCUGCACAGAACUAUUGCUGAAUGUGCUGCAGAAGAGCUGUAGCUCUGGGACAGCAUCUGUGUUGCAUGCAGAAGGUUUGAUCCUUGGCAUCUCCCAGUAGGGCUGGAAAAGACUCCAAUACUUGUCCUACUAAGAGUUCUUGUUGGCAUCCAUCUAUCUUGAGUUAGCAACACCAAAGUGGCCUCCAUGGUGCGCAAGCGUAUGGAGGUCCUGGGCUGCUCAAACAACACGACUCCUGUCUCAACCUCGCUGAUGUGGUCCAAAGAAAGCAGAGCAAUAUGUUUGGCACCGGCAUGGCUGCAGGAAUUGCCAGAAGGAGGUGUACAAGGCGCCAUCCAAGUGUCUUAAGGACUCCACUCUGGGUUUGUGUAGGAUUUACUCCUUAGCCUUCUCCUGAAGAUAUCCCCUCACUGCCCUCUACAGCACAUGCAGAAACCGCUUUCUUGGCUGUUGCACCUAUUGGUCUCAUCUGCUCAAUCUGCCAGAGCCUGCAGGGCAAGUUCCUAACUCACUGAGACUUUGAGACCCAUCAGCUACCCUCACCUGGUUUAGCCAGCCAGCCAAAGCCAUUCCUGGGGUGUGGCUGCUGCUGCAUGCUGACAGCUUCUAGGAGCCACAGGUGAGAGCUGAGUGCAUGGUGGGGACCAAAGGUGGACAAACUACCCCAGAAGGAGCGCACCAUGUCAUGACUUAGGUUCAUGGGUUUCAGUGAGUCUACUCUGCGUAGGACUUAGUUGGAUUGAACCUCAGGACAGCCACUGCUAGUCAGUGUGGGCAACAAUUAUUCACUAGUGGUCUGGCUCAGUGUAAGGACAGGUUCUUCCAUUGCUAUGCUCUGCUUCAUCUUAUAUGCAGGGAAAGGCUUCAUUCAGUGGCAGAGUAACUGCUUUGCAUGCAGAAGAUUCUAGGUUGAAAUUUCAGCAACCCCAGGUUGGGCUGGGAGACAACUCUGCCUGAAGCCCUGGACAGCAUCAGCUAGUCAGGUAGUUUCCUAUACUAAUGUGGUGUUUGCUUAUACUCCUACAUUCAAGUUUAAAAUGUUGUAGAUCUUGUCUGGCAUCUGGGCACCACACUUGGGUGGAUGAUGUGGGAUGUGAAUUAUUACCAGAGGGACUAGUAACAAAAUGUUGCAGCAUGGGUUGGCCCUUGUACACAAUUCCUACCAGGCACUUUCCCAGGAUGCUCUAUUCAAAUCUCCCUUCCCCUCUUGCUCACUGAUCAUGUUCAGCCCUUGCUAAGCUGUUUUGCAAUUUAAAAAAAAACCUUCUGUGAAUGUUGAGAUAUCCCCUAGCUUUUUGAUACCUCCCUCUUAUGAGUGGACGGUGCUGUUUUGGCUGCCCAGAGCACUGGCACUCACAACAAAAUGUAAAAAAUAGAGGGCAUUUAUAGAUAAAUGAGUAUAUUGUUCUUGCAUUGGUUUUCUUUUAUGAUAAUGGUGUUUCGUGCACCAUUUUUGUGGCCUCCAAUAUUUCACAGGUAUAAAAUAGGGACAUGUCAAUGAUACCCACAUUCCCAAAGCCCCCUGAUUGAGAGAAGGGAGAGAAACAUUAUUUGUUUCAUAUAAAUCACUUUUAAGUCAUGAGAUCUGAAACACGGCAGUCCUUUGAAAUUUGCACUUCUCAGAAUUUUACCAUGUACUUGUUCAACCAAAAAAUGUGUUAAUAGUUGGAAAGUGAAGGUAAAAAUGAACACAUUCAUGAAAAUAAUAUACAAAACUAUAUUCAGCAAAAUUGCGUGUAAGGGACAGAACUGUGUGCCUCAGGGCAAAAUGCUGACAAAUUUUCGACAGGUCUUAAAAUUUGGAAAGUGGUAGAAAUCCCAUGCACCAAUGGUGGAAAAAACCGAGAUGCCGAGAGACUGUGAAAUUGACAGAUUUGUCCGUCGCUUCGUGGAGCACAUGCCUAGGAACUUCUUUGCUGCGAUUCACACAAAUGCAGCACCAACAAGCAAACUGGAAUUAUCCUGAGUUUGUAGUUUUCCAUCAGCUCUUCCUUUAUAGCCCUUAAGACGUGCCUCCUCUCUGUUAUACUUCCAUCUUUAAACAGUGGGUUGAUGGCUAUUCCAGGAGGAGCAACUAGUGUUGGGUGUUUAGCUAAAGUGUAUUUACCUUAGCUAGCUAAUUAGCAGAUAUGCAAUUAGUUACCUCCGAGGAAGUGCCGAGCCUGUGGUAGUUUUUGAAGGCGGCAGCAACAGCUGCUGCUGCUGUUAUCAGUGGGGGUGCCUCUCCAAACUCUCUAACUUCCUUCAGAUCCCUCUCCAAAAUACGCCUUUUCCACAGAGCCUUGAUUGAUUGAUUUACAGUGGAACCUCCGUUUUCAAAUGUCUCCAUUGACGAACGAUUCAGAACCCAAACACUGUAAACCUGGAAGUAAAUGUUUCUGUUUUUGAACUUUGACUUCUGAGACAUCUUCCGUAUUGAGUUUUUCGUAUUAUUUUUUCCAUUUUGAGGCUUCCGUAUUGAGUUUUCAGUUUUCAAACAUUUCAGAACUCAAAUGGUCUUCCGGAAAGGAUUACAUUCAAAAACGGAGGUUCCACUGUAUUUAUUUUUUAAAUUAAAGUACUUCCAUCCUGUUUUUCCCAGCACAAAAAAAUUCAGGCAGCUUUGCAGAGUUCCAAAGAGGUUGCCAAUGGGGGUGCCAUCCAGAUGUUUUCAGACUCCCAAAUCCCACCGGCCCAGCCAACAUGGCUGGGGGUCAGGGAUGAUGGUAGUGGAAGGUAAGAAUAAAAGAAAAAAUUACUUGGCCUGAUUUGAACUGCUCAGGCCAGUGUGAAGUGAAGCAAAGUGCAGGUGUGCUUCUGAAUUUAUGCUUCUCUGGAUUUUGCAAUACAGCUCUACUGCCAAAAGCUGUGUACACAAAUGUGUAUCAGUGAAAAGUGAGCACACACAAAAUCCAUAUAUUAGUGGAAAUUAUGCAGAAAAAUAAAUUAAGUUGAAGAAAAUGGCUUGCAGAAAUCACCUAACUGAUAUGGAAAGGAGGGGGUAAGAUUUUUCAUUGUAAAUUAUGUCAUUUGAAAAUUUUCUUACUCCUUUCUUUCUCCAGGUCUCAUUUUAAACUCAGGUAUUUGGAAGGAACCCAAACUGGAGCCAUUCCUGGACUUUGUUCCUUGAUUUAUGGAAGAUAUGCUCUGAACUGCCCACCCGCACCCCAUCCCCGUGCCCAGAUCAAGGGGGCCCAGCAUUAUAACAGGAUGGCCCACUCCAGGUCGAAUGGAUCUCACUAUGCUUUGACGGCAAUAGGGUUGGGGAUGCUUGUUCUCGGGAUCAUUAUGGCUGUCUGGAACUUGGUCCCCGGAUUUGGCCCAAGUGGGAAGCCACACUCAGUUGGAAACAGCAGCAAGCCCGACGGUGGUCGAGGAAAUACGUAUAAAAGCAAUACGUUUUCGGUGGCUUACGUCCUGGCUGGUGCUGGGGUCUUGCUCUUGCUUUUCUCCAUUUGCCUGAGUGUUCGUGACCGAAUGAAGCAAAGGGAAAGUGACAGCAUCUCUAGGAUACGGCAGCAAGUCUCGGUUGAGCAACAGCCACAGGAAGACAGGUGAGAAGAUACGAUCAGGCCUUGAAAGCAAAUUAUUGAUAUAUGGGAUGGAGAGCCUGUGGCUCUCCAGAUGUUGGCUACAAUUCCCACCAGCCCCUUCCAGCAUGACUAGUGGUCAGGGGUGAUGGGAAUUACUUUCUCCAGAAAAAGGGUGGCUUUGUUGGGGGGGGAAUAAGGUGGGGUGCUACAGGGGUCAAGAGGGAGAGAAGGCAAGAGGGAGAGGGAGAAGGAAAGACAUGCACACAUUGGAUCUCGUAAACCAAUACUUAAAUUCAUUAUUUUUCACAGGUCCCCUCCCCAAUCUCAUCCAAUCACAGAUCCCAUCUUUUUCCAUUGGCUGAACCCUAAAAAUGACAUGUUUCUGAGGCACCAAGCCUCAAAGUUCCAGUCAAAUCAUAUCACCUCUGUAUUCACAGAUGGAACCAUAGAAUUGCCUAGUCCAACCCUCUGCAAUACAGGAAUCUUUUUGCCCAACAUGGGACUCAAACCCAUGACUCUGAAAUUAAGUGUCUCGUGUCCUACCAACAGAGCUAUCCACUUGCCCAUGUGUUCUGUGACUUGGUAGCUUUGUUCUCAUCUUCCAAUGUUAAAAAAAAAAAAAAAAGGGAAAGCUCCAUGAGGAUCUUUGCCUCUGGCCCAUGUUUUUGUGGUGCUGGCAAACAGCAGAACUGCAAUUGUUGUUGUUGUUUUGUAGAAUCUUAAUAGUGUAAGGCUUAAUACGUUAGUGAGACGUGCUGGAUAAAAAAUAUUUUAAAUAAAAUAAAAUACCAGCCAGUGAGUUUUCUGGCUUUUGGAUAUCGUAACCUGAAUGAGGUAGUGCUAAAGCGAGACAGUGAUUACUUCUAAAUUCUCCCUCUGCAGUCAAGAAGAGGAUGAGGAGACGCCCUCUCGCUACUAUGUGCCCAGUUACGAAGAGGUCAUGAACACAGGGCACCCUGAGCUCAGCGACAUAGACAGAAGCGCAAGGAUCAGUAUGUCUCUGCCCUCCUAUGAAUCUCUCACUGGGAUUGACGAAACCACGCCGACCAGGCCUGCUGCCGCCGCUGAAGAAAGGCCCAACAUUGAACGUCAGCCCAGCAGACACAGUUCCCGCCUGAGCAAAAGACUCAAACCCUUGAAAGUCCGGAGGAUCAUGUCCGAAAAGCUACACCUAAAAAACCUCAACUUAGACCUCCCUGCUGGAAAUAACACGGGGCGGAUAACAAUAGAGCCUCUGACCCCUCCGCCCCAGUACGAUGAGGUUCCCAAUAAGCACACAGAAAGCCGGGAAGAGACUUGAGGCAACUGUAUGGACUGCUGACCAAAAACAUAAUUAAAAACUUGAUUUCUGUGGCAAUGUCAAGUUUGUGGCUUUAAAAAAAGCCGGGGCAAACCGCACACCUAUUUUGGUGACUCUUUGAAUGAGGUGGAUCAGUCUGGGACACGUCAAGCUAGAUCCUGAGUCUUGUGUCAAAUGUUUCCCCAUUUUAGAAACUAAUUUCCUUGUGCAUAUAAUACUAGUCUGCCAGAGAGAGGAUUCUUGCCUAAGCUUCUUUUUGACAUGCUAGAGGUUUUUUAUAUGUAGGAUUUUAUUUUUUCUCUUGGCAUGAGAGCCUUGUCCUGAAGUGAAGCCAGGCGACCAGUCUGCUGCCUUGGUGAAAACAAAGCACAAAUGAAUCCUCUUAUGUCCAAUGUAAUGAAAUUCAGAUCUGGUCGGUGGGCUGGAUCAUUUUCAGCCCCACUCCCUGUGGGAGAAAAUGUGACAGGAGGGAGAGGCUGCUCACCUGUCAAUCACGUGACAUCACAAAAUAUGCCUAGUGUAGGACAGGUGGGUAUGGCUUGACUGUAAUGGCCCCACGGGCCAAAUGGGGAGGUCUCAUGUGCCUGCCUUAGUCUGGGCUGGCGGUUUCCCACCCCUGCACCAGGAUGCACCUGAAUUUUAGCAAUAGGGAACUUUUAUAUAUAUAAAUUAUGACACAUUUUUGUAUGCCUCUUUUGGCAGUCAUUUUUAAACGGUUUCUCCAGAUGCUUGACAUGGUUACAUCUUUACUUUGGCAGUUUCUGUUCACUGAGAUAUGAAAGGCUCUCUUUUCACCAGAUUUUAGAUUAUGUGUAGAAUGCACAGGUGCCAUAUAUAUCCAUCCAUCACAGAGAAAUAAAAUGUUAAGGAGACAGAAGGAAGUUUACUGCUGCUAAAGGAGUAAACUUUAGUGCCCCCCCCAAGCAACCAAAGAUACUUCAGGUUCCCACAGGAAGAAGACAGUCUGAUUUUCUAACACACAGCCUUUGUUUGAAUUUUUUAGCUACUGUAUUGUAAAUAAUAAAAAAAAUUCAAUAUGUAAUAUGUCAGUGUUGGGAUGCUGUGGGUGGGCUUUCUUUUUAUUAAAAAAGAAUGUGUGUGAUGUGUGUGUUGUCUAACCUGGAG